Cyclocybe aegerita is the source of this 2391-nucleotide messenger RNA. NCBI's taxonomy places the organism in Eukaryota, Fungi, Basidiomycota, Agaricomycetes, Agaricales, Hemipholiotaceae. The record is from the annotation of a GenBank genome assembly.
AUGUCCAACCUCGAGAUCUCUCAUCUCCCCGUUCUCAGUGACAACGGGCCCAACUCUUCCAACUCUGGGAGCCUCCUUAUCCCCGAGUCCAAAGACGGAUACUUUGGCUACUCAGAGGAAAAGACCCUGCAACAUAUCGAAGAGAAAUAUUGGGCUCAUAGACGUGGCUCAGACGCGCACUCCGAUUCUGGGAGCUUCAAACCUGUGUCUCUUCAAGGCUCGGUCCUUGGCGAUGCGUUCCUUGAGGAAGAAGAGGACAACCAGCACAAGCAGUUUACAGGCGAGGUGCAUGUUACAGAGCCCUUAAUCAACGCUGAACAAAUACAUCUUCUCCAAUCCCUCCAAAAAUGCCUUGAACUACGAGACAAGUACAUGGCAAAGUCGCGCCAACGCCUCGGCGAUGAUCCGCGCGACCAUGACGGUUACUUCCGGCCAGUAGGCGACGAAUACGCGGACGUAUCAGGCGUGCGGCCUGAUGCACCGAUACACAAGGUCCAAGAAUAUCAGACAGAGGAAGAGCCAACCGAUAAAUGGAAUAUCUACCCCAAGCCGCCUCCGCCUCACUGGCGCUGGAAGGACAAAGAGGUCAUUAGCGCAGAUGGGUCAGCCCCGCCAGGCCACGGAGAGUUCAAGUUCGAGGAAUGCCCAAUUCCUGGAGGGCACGAUGGAUGGUCAUUCGCGAUCGACGUGAAGGGUGUGUAUCAGGUGUAUGAAAAUACCAAAAGAAAAGACGAAGAGCGAAAGCCUGCGUUCGAUAUCCCCGACAUCCGGGAGUACUUCGUCGAUCUGGAAUACGUCCUUGGGGUAAUCUCGGACGGGCCGACGAAGAGCUUCGCGUUUCGCAGGCUGAAGUACCUCUCAAGCAAGUUCACGAUGUACAGUCUUUUGAAUGAGUUCCAAGAAUUAGCGGAUAUGAAGAGGGUUUCUCACAGAGAUUUCUACAACCUCCGAAAAGUCGAUACCCAUGUCCAUCACUCGAGUAGUAUGAACCAAAAGCAUCUACUUCGCUUUAUUAAAUCAAAGAUGAAGCGUAGCCCUAACGACGUCGUCAUCUUCCGAGAUGGCCAUGAACUCACGCUCUCUGAAGUGUUUGAAUCGCUUAAAUUAACAGCUUACGACCUUUCCAUCGAUACCCUGGAUAUGCACGCCCACCAGGAUUCAUUCCACCGCUUCGAUAAGUUCAACCUGAAAUAUAACCCAAUCGGAGAAUCGCGUCUACGCGAGAUCUUCUUAAAGACCGAUAAUUAUAUCCAAGGACGAUAUCUGGCAGAGCUCACCAAAGAAUUGAUGAAUGAUUUGGAGCAGAGCAAGUACCAGAAUGUGGAGUGGAGAAUUAGUAUCUACGGUCGUUCCCCUGACGAAUGGGACAAGCUCGCGAAAUGGAUCGUUGACAAUAAACUCUACUCCCACAACGUGCGCUGGCUCAUCCAAGUACCGCGUCUUUACGAGGUGUACAAGGCGAAUGGUUCGAUCCGCACGUUCGAGGACAUCGUCUCCAAUGUCUUCAAACCACUAUUUGAGGUAACGAAAGACCCUCGGACUCAUCCUGAGCUCCACGUUUUCUUGCAACGGGUGAUCGGGUUUGACACUGUCGAUGACGAAUCCAAGGUCGAGAGGCGCAUACAUAAGAAAUUCCCUUACCCAAGACUCUGGGACCUGCCACAAUCACCUCCGUACUCUUACUGGCUUUACUACAUGUACGCCAACGUCGCGAGUUUGAAUAACUGGAGGAGAAUUCGAGGAUUCAACACCCUGGUCUUCCGACCUCACUGCGGAGAAGCUGGAGAUACCGACCAUCUCACAUCCGCAUUCCUUACUUCUCACUCAAUCUCGCAUGGAAUCCUACUACGGAAGGUGCCCGCUCUUCAAUAUCUCUUCUACUUGAAGCAGAUCGGUAUCGCGAUGAGCCCGCUGAGUAACAAUGCGCUCUUCCUCACGUAUGAGCGUAACCCGUUGCCCGACUUCUUCAAGACCGGGUUGAACGUGAGUUUGAGCACGGACGAUCCACUUCAGUUCCACUUCACCAAGGAACCACUCUUGGAGGAAUAUAGCGUUGCGGCUCACAUCUAUAAAUUCCCUCAAAGCUCCCUCGCUGAGCUGGCUCGCAAUUCGGUAAGGCAGAGCGGUUUCGAGAUGGAAGUCAAGCGUCACUGGCUAGGCAAUGAAUGGUACCUACCUGGAGCAGCCGGAAACGAUAUCAACAAGACAAACGUUCCCGAUAUCCGACUGGCGUACCGGCACCAGACACUACUGGGAGAGCUCGAGAUGAUCUCCGGAAAGACGACCAGCUCUGCACCACCUGCGGUGAAAACACAGGGAGCUGGUGAUGGGCGCACUGUGCUACCGACACCUGACGCCGUUGCUGCCAAAGCGAUGGCGAGCCGGUCCUAA